Molecule: messenger RNA, 255 nt
Organism: Plasmopara halstedii
Lineage: Eukaryota; Oomycota; Peronosporomycetes; Peronosporales; Peronosporaceae
Exons: 2
Coding region: 1-255 (84 amino acids)
Source: RefSeq, a predicted model, not a curated record
AUGGUGGAAAAGCCUGCAGGACUGCCUUCUCGGCUUGCAAAAAGUGAAUCUAUUCUCCUUAGUAUUGUUACAGCUCGAGAUUUCAAUUUCGGUACAGCCAAGAUGAAAGCAAGUGCUUACAAAGCCUUCGAUAUUCUUACCGACGCAAAUUCCUGUGUUAUCUCGAGAAAAGUAGAGCCGGAAGACAAAGUAAUCACCAUAUUCCAAAAAGAUUCCAUACCUGUUUCGGAAACGAAGCUCGCGAUGCAAUAUUAA